This is a messenger RNA of Dacryopinax primogenitus, 987 nucleotides long. RefSeq names its product UBC-like protein. The transcript has 4 exons. The record is from RefSeq and is a predicted model, not a curated record. Lineage: Eukaryota; Fungi; Basidiomycota; Dacrymycetes; Dacrymycetales; Dacrymycetaceae. Bases 1 to 987 code for a protein of 328 amino acids.
AUGGCCUCACGAUCAUCUCACAACAAGAAUAACUCAGCCGUCAAGCGCAUCCUUCAGGAGGCUAAGGAACUCGGUAACGAUACUUCUACGGACUACUGUGCCGCCCCACUAGAGGAGGAUAUCUUCGAAUGGCACUGUACUAUACGCGGUCCCGCCGAUACAGAAUUUGCUGGAGGACUAUACCACUGCCGCGUUCUCCUUCCCUCGGAAUACCCCUUCAAGCCCCCAAGCAUCAUGCUUCUUACGCCGAAUGGACGAUUUGAGCUCAACAAGAAGAUCUGUAUUUCGUUCACCGCGUACCACGAGGACCUUUGGCAACCAGCGUGGGGAAUUAGGACUGCUAUCGUUGGGUUGCAAGGGUUCUUCCCUAUCAAAGGAGAGGCUGCGAUUGGUAUAGGAGCCUUGAAAGUUUCUGCGACAGAGACGAGACGGCUGGCAGCGGCUUCGAGAGAUUGGGUAUGCCCGAACUGCGGAAUACCAAACAAGGACCUCCUCCCGGAGGUUCGAGAAAAGCAUUCGCAUCCAAAGGAAGACUCGCACGACUCACUCGUCGCUCAAACUAAUCCACAAGGAGCUCAUGUGCAUGCUACGGUGAAGGCUGGUUCACCUCAGGUUGAACCCGCACCGUCGAACGAUGAAACAGGAGACGUUACGAAGACAACGCCUUCGGUUCCCGUGGACCUUUCUGCACCUGUCGUUCUUCUUGCACCGUCUGCCGGCCCCUCGCUCCAAGGUGCUUCACCCUCAACCACACCAGCCGCCAUCUCUCCUCCUGCCCCUGCUCCCCCGACGCCCGUUCCGACACCAGCACCUUCGCUGCUAGAACGCCCGCCCACCUCGCGCACCACCGCUGUUUUGCGGCUCGAACCUCUCCCUAGCCGUCCACCACUCUACCUUGACGGCCUUAUCGUCGCUCUCGUCGCGGUGAUGGCGUAUAUUCUCGCAAAGAAAGUUGGGAUGCAGCAAGCGAUAUUCGCGACGCUGUGA